GUACCUAUUCUUUUCCUUUUCCUCCCACACACCCAUUCUUUAGUGUACUCAAGGCAUCUUCAAAGAACAAUAAACCACCAUUAUACCCAAUCUCCUUAUGUCUUAGAUUCGACAAGCCCGUACUCCCUGUCUCACACAUCCGACCAUGCCCCUCCUCACAGCAAAGCGCAAGAAACCCCCCAUCAUUCACACCGAGCAGGUCGAGGUCGCCGUCAAACCGAAGCCCAAACCCAAGGUCAACCAACAAAACAACUCUCUCCGAGUCGCGAGCUCCAACCUCCCGGGCAGGAGAAAGUCCAAAUCGAAGAGCGAAUCUCCCUACCCCUACCCCUACCCCUACCCCGCCUCCCCUGCGUCCUCCGGCUCCUCCGACCCUCGCCGCCGCAUAGACCGCGACCGCGGCCAGAGUCGAAAACGCAAACACGGCAGUGUCGACCCCCUCCAGCCUCACUUCGACAAAGAUUCCGACGCCGAGGAUGACGACGACGACGACGUCUUCGCUACGCUCGAGAACCGCAAGCGACAUCGCUCCUCUGCCGACGACCGCAUCGACCACAAGCGCGCCCUGACUUGCGCCGACGCCUUUGAGCCCGCCGAGGGGCCCGGCCCUAAAAAGCUGCGGUAUAUUCAUGCUACGGAAAUCAUAAGCACGGCGCACUCGCACUCGCACUCCGCGUCUGCCCAUCGCGCUUUGCAGGCGACGGAGGAUGAUGAUAUUCGCGUCCAGCUUCAAUACCCGAGUUUAUAUCCGCCAGAAAGCUACGACCUUCUCAUCGAAAACGGCAAAAUCGAUGCUGUCAGCGACAUCAUCGACGUCGUCACCCACGUCGCCGACUUCUACCUGACCGCAGACCAAGCAACAGACUUCACCGAACCCAACACGGGCCUGAUACGCCGCCUGAAUAGGGCCUCCAACACCAACGACCUCGCCGGCUUCAAGCGCGCCCUCGCCGACGCGAACGCGCGGAUCCUGUCCCUCGCCCAAGACGGCACCUUCCGCCGGAACCUCUCCCAGCGGCACGCCAUCCCCUACAAGCUGGCCGAGUUCAUCCUGUCGCAAGUCUACGACCGCACCGUCUCGCCCGACGUCGACAAGCUGAAGCAGUACAAGAACGGCACCGACAACGUCUACGGCGAGCUCAACUACAUCUUCGUCGACAAGGUCCUCCAGGAGAUGACCCGCAUGACCUCGGACCAGGUCUUCGUCGACCUCGGCUCGGGCGUCGGCAACGUCGUCUUCCAGGCCGCCCUCGAGGUCGGCUGCGAGAGCUGGGGGUGCGAGAUGAUGGACAACCCGUGCGACUUUGCCGAGGCGCAGAAGCGCGAGUUCGCGCGCCGGUGCCGCCUGUGGGGGAUCGCCCCGGGCGGCGUCCAUCUCGUCCGCGGCGACUUCCUCACCGAGCCCGCCGUCCACGAGGUGUUGAAACGCGCCGACGUCGUCCUCGUCAACAACCAGGCCUUCACCCCGGACCUGAACGCCCAGCUUGUCAACAUGUUCCUCGACCUCAAGCAAGGGUGCCGGAUCGUCUCGCUCAAGUCGUUCACGCACGACGACCAGGGCGGCCGGAAUAUUAACGACGUGGCGAGCAAUAUCCUCCGGGUCGAGCACCAUACCUAUCCUGAGGGUCACGUCAGUUGGACCAAUGCCGGCGGCACGUUCUGCAUCUCCACGAGGAAGUAGGAGGUGGUGAACGGGACGAUACGAUACGAUCUGCAUCUAGAAUGCCAUGACAAGCGAGAGCAAAUGACAUCCAGUAUGGGGAGUGAGAUGAGGAAAUGUGUUGGAAACGAAAUGGACGAACCCCAAGCCGCCAGCUAGAACGGGGACAAGAGCAUCCGGAGAGGGUGUCAAAAUAGAGAGGGGAAGAACAAAGAGCAAUGAUGUUGGGUGAGCAUGGCCAUGCGAAAGAGGAGGUUAAAGAUACCGGAGGAUUCAUCGAGAUUUGGCAAGCGUAACAUCCGGGUGGAAGCCAUUCCAGCCCGGCACAGCAUCGCAGCAUAACAUAGCGAGGCCGACUUAUAGUCAUAGCGGAAACACUUUUGUAGUAUAGAUUCUUACGCAAGACAUACCCAUUUUCUUACAUCGUAUCAGACUAUCACGAUGCCUUGAAUCAAUGGAACAUACAUAUCUAAAAUUGGAAACACC
This is a messenger RNA of Sodiomyces alkalinus F11, 2146 nucleotides long. Its product is annotated as DOT1-domain-containing protein. The transcript is spliced from 2 exons. NCBI's taxonomy places the organism in Eukaryota, Fungi, Ascomycota, Sordariomycetes, Glomerellales, Plectosphaerellaceae. Bases 146 to 1681 code for a protein of 511 amino acids. Gene Ontology annotation, biological process: subtelomeric heterochromatin formation; DNA repair; regulation of transcription regulatory region DNA binding. The record is from RefSeq and is a predicted model, not a curated record. Gene Ontology annotation, molecular function: histone binding; histone H3K79 methyltransferase activity. Gene Ontology annotation, cellular component: nucleus; nucleosome.